Messenger RNA from Prunus armeniaca (apricot), 306 nucleotides. The record is from the annotation of a GenBank genome assembly. NCBI's taxonomy places the organism in Eukaryota, Viridiplantae, Streptophyta, Magnoliopsida, Rosales, Rosaceae.
AUGAGGUUGUGCAUUGAUUACAGACAGUUGAACAAGGUCACAGUGCAGAACCGAUAUCUGUUGCCACGCAUUGACGACUUGUUCGAUCAAUUGAAGGGUGCUAAGGUGUUUUCUAAGAUUGAUUUGAGAUCAAGCUAUCAUCAGUUGAGAAUCAGGGAAGAUGAUGUACCUAAGACUACUUUCUGGAUGAGGUAUGACCAUUACGAGUUUUUUGUGAUGCCUUUUGAGCUGACUAAUGCACCAGCAUUGUUUAUGGAUCUCAUGAACAGAGUGUUCAAACGUUAUCUAGACCGCUUGUGUUCAUAG